AUGAAUGAUUCACACUCCUCAGCGCAUAUCCCGUCUGGUUUUGUGAUCAAAGAUUUCUCUACCCUGCCGCCAAAGACCCGCUCAACAGUCGCAGACAAAGUGGCCAAACUUGAGAGAAAAGUCUUCCCAGCAAUCGAGCACUUCAACUACGACGUGGAACUUAAGAAAAAGAACACUGGACUACUCUUAGUCUUCAAAGAAGAUGACACUGAUAAACUUAUUGCAUAUCUCGUCUAUCAACGGAUGAAGAGAUUAGCGUGGCUGCAUAAACUUUGUGUGAUCGAGCAAGAAAGAGGAAGAGGCAUCGGAAAGGCCUUGAUUGACUACCUUCGCCGUCAAAUGGGAAAAGGAGGCUGCAACAAGAUCUUCUUAUGGGUGGACGAGAGUCGCGGGCAUGCCAGAGCGUUGUAUGAGUUGUGCGGCUUCCAACAGUCUGAAUGCCGUCCUGAUUACUACGGUCCUGGGCGGACAGCACUCAAGCUUGAACUGGAGCUCGGAGACUGA
This is a messenger RNA of Alternaria burnsii, 504 nucleotides long. Its product is annotated as acetyltransferas-like protein. Bases 1 to 504 code for a protein of 167 amino acids. Gene Ontology annotation, molecular function: acyltransferase activity, transferring groups other than amino-acyl groups. The record is from RefSeq and is a predicted model, not a curated record. Lineage: Eukaryota; Fungi; Ascomycota; Dothideomycetes; Pleosporales; Pleosporaceae. The transcript has a single exon.